Vollenhovia emeryi is the source of this 2310-nucleotide messenger RNA. RefSeq names its product odorant receptor 85b-like. The transcript has 9 exons. Bases 1026 to 2234 code for a protein of 402 amino acids. NCBI's taxonomy places the organism in Eukaryota, Metazoa, Arthropoda, Insecta, Hymenoptera, Formicidae. The record is from RefSeq and is a predicted model, not a curated record. Gene Ontology annotation, molecular function: olfactory receptor activity; odorant binding. Gene Ontology annotation, cellular component: plasma membrane. Gene Ontology annotation, biological process: detection of chemical stimulus involved in sensory perception of smell; sensory perception of smell.
UACCUUCUCACGAGCGUUGUCACAAAUGUUGUGACUCACCCUGUAUACUUCUUUGAGUAUAGGGACACGCUGUGUCACUGCGCGGCGUUCGGGUGCGAAUUUACACAUGAAUUACGCAGCCGUAAGUGACAGAUAUAUGUACGCACGUGAGUACGCUACACAUGUACGUGCGUCACGCACAAUUUCAUAAACUUCCGCUGUACUCUGUAAGCGCCUUUGACACUAUUCCCCACGCGCAUCGAUAUUUCUUUCAGCUGAAGGAUGAAGUUCUCCUAAUUAGACGAAUGGUUACACAACAAUCAUCGCGUUAACAGGAAUAAUAAAGUGCAACGUCUACCGAUUGUGGAAGUAAUGGAACGGUGCAUUGUUGAACACACAUUGGAAGGAUAAUAAGAAAUGGAGAAAUAAUCAAUAUGUACCUUCCUUCCUUAUACAUGAACAAUGACACAUGUUAUAAUCUGCAUUUUCCACACUUCUGCAAAACGUUGGUUGCAUUACUGCACUGUUAUAUGUAUCCAAAUUUUUUAAUUCAAAGUUUUAAAUUCAUUAAUAGACACGAAAUAUGAAAAGUGUUGCUAUUGUACGUAGAAGGAAGUCGAUGCGUAUCAUAAUAAAGUGAUGGUUAGGUGUAAUGAUAUGAAAUGGUGAUAGUUACAUACCCGUAAAGUUACCCGUAAAACUUAUAGUGUUUGAUAUAAAAAGACAUCUAUUUUUAAGGAAAAAGUAUACGAUGUAUUUUACUAAUUUUGGUAAUGCCAUUUCUAUUGAUUUAUUCGUUUUAUAGUCGAGGCGGGAGAAAAUCGAGGAAAUUUAGACUUUAUUUACUACACACACCUAUUUCCCCCGUGCCGGUGCUUUAUGAAUUUUUUACAUCUGCUAUUUAUCCUACGGUAAAUUGAACCUUUACAAUUAUCUUAUGAGUCUAAGGAAGAAAAAUUGAUCGUCUACCUAAAUUCGAUACAUGGAGGGGGAAACACAGGUUUGCAGCGUUAGGCCUGACAUACGCAUUUCAGUUUUCGUGGAAGAUGGACUUCGCUGGUGAACGGUAUUAUAAGAUGAGUAGAAUUCUUCUGUCGAGUCUCGGUCUGUGGCCUGAUGACAUUUCAACUUUCAAGAAAGUACAAAUAAUAUUUUACCAAACGUUAUACAUAUCCUUUCUAAUAUGUCAGUGCAUUCCAUUGUUUAUAAAACAGUACAGCAUUGUGUGUAUUAUUAAAAUGUUGUCGUACAUUGUUCUGACUUGUCUAUUUAUUCUGGUAUAUAACACAUGUCUACUACUCAACGAUAACAUCAAAUAUAUCUUCGACAGAGUUCGAUACGAUUGGAAUAUGUUAAAAGCUCAUGCAGAUUUGGAAAUUUUACAAAAAUAUGCAAACGAAGCAAACUUCCAAACGAUCUUCAUUUUUCUUUCGAGUAAUAUUUAUUCAUUGGUAAUAGUCAUAAUAAGUUAUUCCCCCCGUGUACUUGAUAUAUUUACACCACUGAAUGAAUCACGAUCGCUCCAAAUAUUAUAUACUGUGGAAUACUUUGUCGACGAAGAAACAUACUUUUUCGCUAUUUUGAUGCAUAUGGUCUUAGUUGCUUAUGCUGGAGGCAUGGCAGCAACUGCUAUCGCAACAGUACUCCUAAUAUACAUUUCGCACACUUGCGCUUUGUUUAAAAUCGCCAGCUAUCAAAUGGAACACGUAUGUACAAGUGACAAAAAUGUACAAUUAAUACCAAAGGACAUUAAACAGUCAAUGUUUUACAACAAUUUAAUUUAUGCUGUAUAUGUUCAUCGUCGAGCUAUGGAUUCUGCUAAUAAUAUAACGAACAGUUUUUCGAUGUUCCUUAACGUGCUAUUAGUAUGUAGUGUGGUUAUGAUGAGUCUCAGUUUCUGCAAUGUAAUUAAUGCAGUGACAUCCUGGGAAAAAUUAGAUGUAGUUACAAACGGUGUAAUGAUAUUUGGACUAAUGUAUUGUAGUUUUCUGGGAAAUUAUGUUGGUCAGAACAUUAUAGAUAGCAGCACUGCCAUUUCUCAAGCGACAUACAAUGCACAGUGGUACACUGCGCCAAUAUGUAUGCAAAAAUUAAUAAUACUUAUAAUACAAAGAAGUAACAAACAGAGUGUUUUGACAAUUGGAGCUUUAUUUGACGUGUCGUUAGAAGGUUUUGCUACGCUUCUAAGUAUGUCCAUAUCCUACGUUAUGGUUCUUCAAUCUAUGGGGACACUCACCGAAAGCGAAAAGAAGUAAUAAUUACGUUUUAGGUAUUCGAGUUAUAGGUCUAGGAUAUGUACAGUACAUUUUACAUGUACUUUUCUACAUAUUC